This is a messenger RNA of Rosa chinensis, 2039 nucleotides long. RefSeq lists its product as uncharacterized. The transcript is spliced from 2 exons. Lineage: Eukaryota; Viridiplantae; Streptophyta; Magnoliopsida; Rosales; Rosaceae. The record is from RefSeq and is a predicted model, not a curated record. Bases 1 to 1458 code for a protein of 485 amino acids.
AUGAGCGAUGCAAAUGUAACAGCAACAGAUUCAUCUACUAAUGAGGGUGAACCCAGUGGAAGUGUGGGAGAUAAUAAUAAGGGUUCUCCUUUGUGGAAAUUUGUUACGGUCCUUGUUCAACCUAAGAAAGGUGAAGGAGGCAAUUGUACAUUCAAGUGUCAUUUUUGCAAUGGUACUUUCCAUGGAUCACAUUAUAGAGUGAGGUUGCAUCUUCUCAAGAUUAGUGGCAAAGGGAUUAGAAUAUGUAGGUCAAUCCCGGACGAGAAGAAAAGAGAGGUUGAAGGCUUGGUAGAAGCUUAUGAGACCGGUAAAAAGAGAGGACAACCUAGACUAGUUCCUCUCCCUUCAUCAAGCAUUGAAGGUUCUUCAAGUGGAAGUACAUAUGGGCUAGAUUUAAUGGAUGAAGUAGUGGAGGUUCCAAAGAAGAGGAAGGGAGUAAGUGGACCGCUUGAAAAGGCGUUCAAUAACAAUGCUAGAGAACAAUUGGAUUGUGAAAUAGCAAGAAUGUUUUAUACCGGUGGUUUGUCAUUCAACCUUGCCAAGAAUCCACACUAUAUUCGUUCUUAUAAUCGGGCUGCUUCUUGUCCAAUUCCUGGUUAUCGGCCACCUGGUUAUAAUGCUUUGAGAACCACUCUUCUACACAAAGAAAGGAUGCACAUUGAGAAGAUGUUGGAACCGAUUAAGCUCUCAUGGCAACAAAAGGGUGUUAGUGUGUGUAGUGAUGGGUGGUCCGAUUCUCAAAGAAGACCACUUAUCAAUGUUAUGGCAGCUUGUGAAUCUGGACCUAUGUUUUUGAGAGCAGUGAACUGUGAAGGGGAUUUGAAAGACAGGUUCUUCAUUUCUGACUUGCUCAUUGAUAGUAUUUUGGAGAUUGGUCCACAACAUGUUGUCCAGGUAAUCACUGAUAAUGCUAGCAAUUGCAAAGCUGCUGGAGCUAUUAUUAAUGCUAGAUUUCCACACAUAUUUUGGACUCCAUGUGUUGUGCAUACACUAAACCUUGCUUUGAAGAACAUAUGCACACCAAGUUCCAUUACUUCUAAUAAGGUUGCUUAUGAUGCAUGUAAUUGGAUUUCACAAGUUGCUGAGGAUGUGUGGUUCAUAAAGAAUUUCAUUAUGAACCAUGGUAUGAGGUUGGCUAUGUUUAAUGAGCACUCCCACUUGAAGGUGUUAUCCAUUGCUGAUACACGCUUUGCAUCCAUUGUUGUGAUGCUUAAGAGAUUUAGGAAGAUCAAGCAAUCUCUAGAACGGAUGGUGAUAAGUGAUCAAUGGGAAGCUUAUAGAGAUGAUGAUGUGACAAAAGCAAGGGCCGUGAAAGACAUGAUAUUAGAUGAUGAUGCUUGGGCAAAGAUUGAUUACAUACUUGCCUUCACAUUACCCAUCUAUGAGAUGCUUAGGAGGCUAGGAGUGAUACGGAUGAGCCAUGUCUUCACAAGGUUUAUGAGUGGUGGGAUGCUAUGAUUGAGCAAGUAAAGGCCGCUAUCUAUAAACAAGAAGGCAAAGAACAUGAAGAGCCUUCGGAAUUUUAUGAUGUGGUGUACACGAUUUUGCUAGCAAGAUGGACCAAGAGUUCCUCACCUCUUCAUUGCAUGGCACAUUCAUUGAAUCCAAGAUAUUAUAGCAUGGAAUAUCUUCAUGGAGCUCCUAAUCGUCUUCCUCCACAUCAAGAUAGUGAGAUUUCUAAGGAAAGAAAAGAAUGUCUUAAGAAAUACUAUGCUAAUGAAGAGGAAAGACGAAGUGUGAAUGAGGAGUUUGCCUCUUUUUCGGCAUGCUUGGAUGAAUUUGCAAGUAGUGAUUCUAUCAAUGAUAGAGGUAAGAUGCCACCAAUGAAAUGGUGGGUUGUCCAUGGAUCUAGUACACCAAAUCUCCAAAGGUUAGCUUUAAAGCUACUAGGACAACCUUGUUCCUCCUCAUGUUGUGAAAGAAAUUGGAGCACCUACAAGUUUAUUCACUCUUUGAGGAGGAAUAGGAUUACACCACAAAGAGCCGAAGAUUUGGUGUUUGUGCAUAAUAAUCUUCGGCUUUUAUCAAGGAGAACUCCA